AUGGAUGAGCAAAGGGAGAGGGAGAUGAUCACUAAGCUCAACAAGCUAUUCCGGGAGUUUGUACGACAAGUGGAGGAGCAGGUGUGGUCGCAGUAUGCUCCCAACUUGGAGUUUGACAUGCCUUAUCGCGAGCUGGGGUUCACUGGUACUCCUAAUAAAGCGCAUGUGGACAUCUACCCUUGUCGGGACUGUAUAGUUGCUCUCUCGGAAUGGCCGGCUUAUGUGCUUAGUCUUAGGAACAUCGAUAUCGUAUAUUUCGAAAGGGUAUCAUUCAAUCUACGAAACUUCGACAUGACAUUCAUAUUUAAAGACUAUACGCAGACACCAGCUAGGAUAUCUAUUAUACCUACAGAGAGUCUUGAUCAGAUCAAGCAGUGGUUGGGAGAAUUAGGGAUUGUAUGGUAUCAGGGGCCGACCAACAUGAACUGGACUAACAUUAUGAAGGAAAUUAAUAAGAAGAAGCAAGCAUUCAUCGACAACGGCGCUUGGGAAGGAUGGUUUGGCGAGUCUGUUGACGAGGGUAGUAUCCGAGGAUCUGACGAUGGCAUGGAUGAGGGCGAUGAGGAAUACACUGAAAGUGAAGACAGUGAUGUUGAAUCGGAGGCUGGGGGCUCUGAAUACAAAGGGGGCGGCUCUGAUAGCGAUUCGGGAAGCAGCUUUUUGGUUGAUGAGGAAUCCGAUUCCGAUUCGGAGGUGUCCCUGGCAUCGGACGAAUCGGAGGGACUGAGCUGGGAUGAGCUGGAGAAGAAGGCGGCCAAUGAGGAUCGAAAGCGACGUCGUAGUCCUGAGAGUUCAGAGAAGAAAAGGCCUGUGUCGAAGAAGAAGAGACGAUGA
This is a messenger RNA of Perkinsus marinus ATCC 50983, 834 nucleotides long. RefSeq names its product transcriptional regulator, putative. The record is from RefSeq and is a predicted model, not a curated record. Gene Ontology annotation, biological process: positive regulation of transcription elongation by RNA polymerase II; transcription elongation by RNA polymerase II. Lineage: Eukaryota; Perkinsozoa; Perkinsida; Perkinsidae. Gene Ontology annotation, cellular component: FACT complex. The transcript has 10 exons. Gene Ontology annotation, molecular function: nucleosome binding. Bases 1 to 834 code for a protein of 277 amino acids.